AUGUCACAAGAUACUCUAGUGCCUAUUGAACAUCAUGGUCCAUCUAUUGCUGUGAAAUUUUGGGAUGAUGACCUUUUAUUUGUUGGUCAUGGUCCAAUAUUGAAAAUUUAUAACUAUAAAACAUCAGAAAUAGUGAAAACUAUUCGUAUCUUUAAAAAAAAUAAGAUCCAUGGUAUCGCAUUUGAUAGAGAUACAUUUUUAUUCUAUGGUGCUAGAUCAUUUAAUAUGUUAUCUUUUGAUCAAAUUAUGGAACAACAGAAUAUUGUUGAUAAUGAACAAAUGAUUAAUGAUUGGAUUAUAACUGCAGAAUUUAGUGCUAAUGGAUUAGAAGCUUUUAUUCUUACAGCUCAUAAUGUCAUCUUGAGUAUUGAUUCAUAUUCUCAAACUUUACAAUGGGAAAAAUCAGUUUAUGGAGAAAAAUCCAUUUUAUAUUCUGGUUCAAUUAGAGUUGUUUCAAAACAAGAUGUUUAUAUCAAUGCUGGUACAGUUAUGGGUGGUGUUGUUAUUUGGAAUCUUUACAAAGAGGAAAUUGUUCAUACUUUAUUGGGCCAUGAGGGGUCUAUUUUCAAUGUUCAAAUGAGUCCUUCUGCCAAAUAUAUAGUUAGUUGUUCAGAUGAUAGAUCAAUUAAAUUAUGGGAUCAUAAAACUGGUGAUUUAUUAUCAACUGCUUGGGGUCAUACUGCACGUAUAUGGAAUUUAAAAUUUUAUGAUGAUGAAAAAUCUGUCAUUAGUGUUUCUGAAGAUUUAACUUCAAGAACUUGGAAUAUAACUGAAAAUCAAGAAUUAUUACCAUAUGAAACAUAUCAAUUACAUUCCGGUAGACAUAUUUGGGGCCUUGACGUUAGUGACAAAGUUAAAUUAGCUGCUACUGGUGGUAAUGAUGGUCGUAUUAGGCUCUUUUCAGUUAAAACAGGAGAAACUGAAUCUUAUAGAAAAACUUUUACUUUAGAAGAUAUUACAAAUUCAGCACCUGAUUAUAUUAUAAAGAAGAAUGAAAUUGUUAAAGGUUUUUGGAAAUUAAAGUUUGGUCUUGUUAUAAUAACAUCUGAAGGUGGUAUAUUCAUUUAUAAAGAUCAAAAAUGGGAACUACUUAGAAUUGAAAAUAAAUUUAAUAAUUUCUCAUUAACUAAUGGAUUCACUGAUGAUAAUAUAAUCAUUUUCACAAAUACUAAAGGUGAUUCUUUAUUUUUAAAGUUUGAUGAAGAAGGAAAAAUUAUCAAUGAAAAAUGGAUAAAUACAGAAGUUACCAAAAUUGUUAAUGCAUUAAGUACCAAAGAUGGAUCAAAUUUUUAUUUAAUGAUUGAAUCACCAAAUAAAAACGAAAAAUUAGUUGUUUAUGAAUUUGAUCAAAAUUUUGAAAUUUCAAGAACUGUUUUUUUGGAAAAAGGUCCUACAUUUGUCACCACAUGUUUUGAAGUAAAUGGUGAUUUCAUCUUUGCUGGGUUUAGAUUAAGUUCAUUAGGUAUUUAUAGUCUUUCAACUGGUGAAGAAACUAAAUUUAUCAAAAAAUUAUCUAUAAGUGAUACUGUGACAUCUAUCAAGAGUAUUAAAUCUGAUGAUAAAAAGACAUUAUUAAUCAUUUCAAAUAGAGAUGGAUAUUAUGUUUAUAUCAAAUUUGAUAAAGCUACAAGUGAAUGUGAAUUCAUUCAUUCAAAUAAUACAAGAAGAGGAUUUUUAGAAGGUUCAUAUAAUAUUAAUGAUGAAUUAAUUUUAUUUGGAUUUAAAUCAAGUUUUUUCUAUAUUUAUAAUGAAUCUAGAGAUUAUGAAAUUGCAUAUGAAAACUGUGGUGGUGCUCAUAGACAAUGGAAAUUAUUUUAUUCAAAUGAAUCUUAUGAAUUUGUUUAUACAAGAAGUGGUUCACUUACAAUUAGAGAGAUUCCAAAGGCUAAAUUUGAUUAUUAUUUAAGUGAAGGUACUCAUGGUAGAGAAAUUAGAGAUAUUUCCAUAAGAAAUGAUUCUUCAAAAAUUGAUGAUUUAUUAUAUAUCACAGGUGCUGAAGAUACAACAUUAAAAUUGUCAUCAUUAAAUAGUACAAAUGGACAAAUUAAAAAUCAUUGGACUUUAAGAAAACAUACAUCUGGUUUACAAAAAGUUAAAUUUUUAAGAAAUGAUUUAAUCGCUUCAUCAUCUGCAAGAGAAGAAUUUUUCAUUUGGAAAAUUGAUGAAUCUUUUAAUACCCCUUUUAUUAUUCCUUAUGCAUCAUUAAAUCCAUCAUCUGAUAAUCCAGAUUUAAGAAUUAUGGAUUUUGAUCAUCUUGAAGUUUAUGAUGAAUCAGGAAAAUUACAAGGUUUAUUCUUGGUUAAUGUUUAUUCUGAUUCAAGUAUUAAAGGAUGGUAUUUUGACCCUGAAACUGGAAACUUCACUCAAUUAAUCAAUGGAUUUUAUAAGACAUGUUGUUUGUUUGAUGUGAAGUUAAAUAUUGUUGAUAAUAAUGUAUACCUUUUAACUGGUGCUACUGAUGGUUAUUUAACAUUAUGGGAUAUAACAAAUGAAUUUUCAUUGAAAGUUCAAAACAAUAAAUUACAAAUGGUCACUGAAUUGAAAUCAAAUAAAAUUUCAAGUCCAAUUUCAACAAUUUGUGUUCAUCAAAAUGGUAUUAAAUCAUUUGAAACUCAACUUAAUAAUAAUGAAAUUUUAGUAGCCACUGGUGGUGAUGAUAAUGCAUUAGCCAUCACAUCUUUCAAAAUCAAUAAUUCCGGAGUGGAAGCUAAAAUAUAUUCCAAAAUUGAAGAUGCUGCAUCAUCAACCAUUACUUCAUUAAAUAUCUUGCCAAAUGAUCGUGUAUUAGUUGCAUCUGUUGAUCAAAUUUUCAGAAUUUGGAGUUUUAAAACUGGUGAAUUGAAAUUAAUAGAUUCAAAGAGUACCACUAUUGCUGAUACAGGAUCAUUAGAUUCAAUAAGUUUAGAAGGUAAAGAUAUUGCAUUAGUUGGGGGUGUUGGUUUAUCAGCUUGGGAAAUUAAAAAUUAG
This is a messenger RNA of Hansenula ciferrii, 2967 nucleotides long. RefSeq names its product tRNA (34-2'-O)-methyltransferase regulator RTT10 (gene RTT10). Gene Ontology annotation, biological process: tRNA methylation. The transcript has a single exon. The record is from RefSeq and is a predicted model, not a curated record. Gene Ontology annotation, cellular component: cytoplasm. Gene Ontology annotation, molecular function: protein binding. Bases 1 to 2967 code for a protein of 988 amino acids. NCBI's taxonomy places the organism in Eukaryota, Fungi, Ascomycota, Saccharomycetes, Phaffomycetales, Wickerhamomycetaceae.